GGAGAAAGAGUGUGUGUGAGAGAGAGAGAGGACGGACGUAAUCAGGAUCAGCGGAAGACAGGAUCCAGGCUUCCAGUAGCAACCGAAAGCGCUUAAUAAGCACCUCAGAAAGCCUUCCAGCGGCCAAGCACUGGAUUAAAAACACGUCCUCUUGGUCUGCAUUGAAGAUCUCCAGGUGUCAUGUCAGAUUUGUCUUGCGUGUAGACUGCGCUCUCAAAAGCUGCUGUGAGAUUAAAGUUGAUCGCCAGACGGAGCCACGUUCAAGAUAUAGUGUGUGUGUGUGUGUGUGUGUGUGUGUGUGUGUGUGUGUGUGUGUGUGUGUGUGUGUGAGUGUGUGUGUGUGUGUGAGAGAGAGAGAGAGAGAGAGAGAGAGAGAGAGAGAGAGAACGACCGUGCGUGCGUCCGUGCGUAAAAACCGGAGUGUGUUGGAAGACAAGCGACGAUGUUACGCGACUCGUGAGACUUGCAUCUUAUCACCCAAAACGACUUCAGCAAUAUUUUUCCACAAAUGCUGUAUUCCUGAUGGCUGGAGAAAUCUGACCCAUUGUCAUACAUCUGAAGACAAAAGGAAGUGAGUGGACAUUGUUCAUAGCCCACGUGGGGCUGAACAUAAAAGCAAAAAAAAAGGUAUCAUGUCUUCCAGAGAGCGCCGCUCAGAGCUGCACAUAAAGGCUGAGCCCAGCAGUCCGGAGGGCGGAGGUGUCGGCGGGAGGACGAGCCCCGGAGGCGUCUCUUCUGAUUCCUCUCAGAGCGGUGGCGGAGGCAUACGGGGGGAAGGAGCUGUGCGCUACUCCUCACCUGUAUACAGCCCAGCACUUCGAUGCCACUUUAAGGAAGAUGCAGCCGACGGUGCAGACGAGGGCUCUACAGGCAGCAGCGGCGGGCGCUGUAAAUACGCCCUGAGCACUCUUCCUAAGAGGCUUUGCCUCGUAUGUGGUGACGUGGCCUCCGGCUACCACUACGGCGUGGCCUCCUGUGAAGCCUGCAAGGCGUUCUUCAAGAGAACUAUCCAAGGGAACAUUGAGUACAGCUGCCCAGCAUCCAACGUGUGUGAGAUCACCAAGAGACGCAGGAAGGCCUGCCAGGCAUGUCGCUUCACAAAGUGCCUGAAAGUGGGCAUGCUCAAAGAGGGAGUUCGUCUGGACCGGGUGAGAGGAGGAAGGCAGAAGUACAAGAGGCGGCCAGAAGUGGAGAACGCCGUGUACCAGAGCACACCAAUAGCUGUAAAGAAAGAAGGGGAAAGAGGCUCCCCCAGCAUCAUCGUGUCACAUCUGCUGGUAGCCGAGCCUGAGAAGCUGUUCGCAAUGCCGGAUCCAUUGCAGCCCGACACGGCUCAGCGCACCCUUACCACACUUUGUGACCUCGCUGACCGCGAGCUCGUCGUCAUCAUUGGCUGGGCCAAACAUGUCCCAGGAUUUCUCUCUCUCUCCCUGGCUGACCAGAUGUCUGUACUGCAGUCUGUAUGGUUGGAGGUGCUGGUACUAGGAGUGGCGUAUCGCUCUCUGGGCUGUGAGGACGAGGUGGUGUUCGCUGAAGACUUCGUGCUGGACGAGGAGAUGUCACGUGUGGCCGGCUUGACGGAGCUCAAUGCAGCCAUCUGCCAGCUGGCACGUCGUUUUAGGGCCCUGCAGCUGGAGCGUGAGGAGUUUGUCAUGCUAAAGGCUAUCGCUCUCACUAACUCAGACUCGGUCUACAUAGAGGACAUUGAUGCUGUACAGAAGCUGAGGGAUCUCCUGCAUCAGGCUCUGUUAGAGCUGGUGGUGCAGCAGCGUCCGGAAGACCCGCAGCGCGCCGGCCGUCUUCUCCUCACGCUGCCCCUCCUCCGGCAAACCGCCAACCGUGCACUCAACACUUUCUACAGUAUCAAGACCCGUGGAGGUGUGCCCAUGCAUAAACUCUUCCUGGAGAUGCUAGAAGCCAUGAUGGACUCCCCUUAGAGUGAGGUACACAAUGAGGUGAACAAUGGGUCAGCGAAAAAAAAGAAAGGAAUAAAGUAAUCUUUUUUUUUCUUUUUUUUUUUCUUUUUUUUUUUGUAAGAUGAAGAAACCCCAAAUACAGUGACUGAAAGGCAAGUCAAAAGUCUCUUCAAAUAUUCAUAUGUGAAAGCUUUGAUAUCGAACAGCAAGAUAGACGAUUUCUUGGUUUUAUUGAGCUUAUUUCUCCUGUCAGUCAAAACAUUCACUCGAUUUUUGGAAUAAUUUUAGCAAAAGCUACAUGGAUAUCUUGUUAGUUAUCAAACACCUUCCUAGUGAUUGCUUUAACAAAUAGGACCUUCCAUCAUGUUAACAUUUACGGGCUACAGCGUUGCAAGAAAGUGACGUUCGGGUGGUUUUCAUGCUGAAUUCGAGUGCAGGUCAUCAUUUCUGACCCACUUGAUUCUGUCAAACCCCGGUGUAUUUGUCUUCAUCUUACGUCGUCACAAACACACGGAGAACACAGCGAGACUCACCACCGGUGCUUUUAAGCGCAAGUAAUUCUCCUUACCUCAUCCGUCUCCCACAACCUUCCCCUGCCACUCAUAGCACACGUGUGUUGUGGAAGCUAUUGAUGUCAUGAUCGGCUAUAACACAAGCACACGAUGCGUAUACAAGUUCGCGUUCACGGGAAUCACAGCACAGUUCCGGUGCAACCGAACACGGUUCGAUGCCGUGACGGCUUUGACGUUAUUAAUUUUUUAUUCUCUGUUUCAGACUAAACCUCCAGUGUGAAUACCUCCUUAGUUACUCCUAUAUGAAAGCUCCUUCACGUGUAGUUCCCUCUUGUGAAACUGUAGCUAAGCCAUACAAAACACCACACCGAGACAUUAAUCCAUUAGGUGACCUCAUAAAGAGCCAUGUUUUAACCUUUUUGCAGUCACACUUGGGUGUGCGGGUGUGUGUGUGUGUAUGUGUGUGUGUGUGUGUGUGUGUGCAUGUGCGUGGUUCCUUGAUUUACCCAGAUAGUUUUGCGGUUUGAAUCGAAAUAUGCAAGACAUGUACAGGAAUGUUAGACCUACAGGGUGAACAGGGGAUUUAGUAAAUUAGGAGUUACAUGUGGCCGGAGCAGAAAUAUAGUACAUGCUAUAACAUGCAAUAUAUUUUAAAGCAAUAUGUAUAAGAAGUGCAAGUCAUGCAUUUUUCCGUACAGAGGGGGCGCUGUUAACUCGAGACUUUUAUUCCGUUCAAGUUCUCUAAUGUAGUGGUACACAAAGGGAAUGCUGUCAAAUAGGACACCGCUCUUCUUUACGCAGUAAUGCACUCUUUAUAUUUUAGCAGUCACUUCCACAGAGUGAACAGCUAGAGAAUCUUGAACUUUCUACAUGCGUUUGUGUGUGUGUGUGCGUGUGUGUGUGUUUUAUGUGCAGUGUGCGAGUGCACAGAUGCGUUGGUGCAUUUAGAUCAGGGUAAAAGAGCCACCUCGGGCCCUGUAGGCCAGCUGGCUUUGUACAUGGAGUCUGCUGCUGUGCUGAGGAAAAGAUGUUGUUUUCUAAUCCACCUGAAAGGACUGAGCACGAACUCAUGCUAAAGCUAAAGCUCAAAGCUUCACCUUGUUCUCCAUGUGACCAAUACAAUAUUUAACACUGGGAGCCCACACAGGAGACGCCGCCGAGACUGAUGUUAGUUGUUCUGCCUCUGCACUCUGAAUCUUCCCUCUGAAUGAAUGAGAAGGAACUGAUUCAGGAUUGAGAUGGAGUGAAACUUGAAUCCUCAUGACGGACGUUGAUGCGUCGUGUGCGCCGUAAGACUUUCACUGUAUCUGAGCAACACUCGGUACAACACGCAGAGCCUCACAAUACCAAGUAUAAAAAAAAAAAUAUCCCUCACAGCCCCUCGACCAUCCUGGAAACGUUUUAUCGAUGUUGUGUCGGUCACCGCUGUUUCCGAGCCGUUUAUUUUGGGGUGUUUGCUUUACAGACAUGUGUCUGGUAUUAUAUGCAAUCAUUUUCAGAGCCCUACAACUCUGCUACCUUUUUAUUUUUUAUUACUACUUAGAAUUUUUUUUUUAUUUGCAUUUUAAAAACUCAACAGUAGGAAGAAAAGCCAACUGCUGUCCAGGCCAAGGGAGAAUAAAGAAGAGAAUCGAACCACUAAUCAACAGAUUCAGACCUCUGAGAUUGCAGUGUGUCUUCAGGGUGCUUUUCACUGUUUGUUUGUAAUAACGAUUGUUUGUGUACAAGUUUCGCUUGCAUCGACGUCCCCUACGCAAGCCGCUCCUGAUUCUAGGCAGUGAUUGGAUUUUUCUUAGACAAUUUCCAAUUAAAGUAAGCUUUUAAUUAUCUUGUAGGAAACCCCAGUCCGAUACGCCAUGGAUGCUCUAGUCUGAGUUUCCUUUUCUCUUUUGUGGUUUGUUUAAAUUUGACUGACUUGAAACGUAGACUUUCUUCCCCACAUAUUACAUGUCCUCAAGCUCGGUACUAAAAUAAAGCAAUCUGAUUGAAUGUUGUAAAAUAUAUUACUUUUUCAUGUUUAGUUAUUGUUAUUCUUUUUGUUGUUUUUGUUUUGUUUUUUUCCUCUUCGCAGUUUUGUCACUGAGUGCUAACAACUAAAGAAUAACAAAAGCCAGGGAAAGAUACGUUAAUGUGUUUAAACGUUACUUAGAAAUAAUCAGAAUAAUAUUGCAGAUUUCAGGCAGCCGACAUGUAACGUCGAACAUUUCUUCUCUUUACUGUCUCUAUCUAGCAUGGCAUCAGUCCUGUUACCUGGCCAAAAUCUCUCUUUCUUUUUUCCCCCCGUAACCUUAUCAACACUAAAAUACUUUCUGGCUUAGUUUCUGAGUCUUUUCGUCUUUGGCAUACAGAGAGAAACACGUCUCUCUGUUCCUGGUCAUGUUGCAGAAUGUGUACAAAACUAUAGAUGUCCGGGUACAUUCAAAGGAAGCUGUAAACAACGUCAAUGUUUGUGUUAAUAAUAAUUAUAAUAAUAGUAAUAAUAAUACAUAACGAUAUUAGCAAAUAUAAUUCUAAUACAUUAGUGUUUUCAUCGACUAUCAACAUUGUAUGAUGCCAUUUUGUAAAUGUCGAAUUUAGAUGAGAUUUUGGGACAUCCGUCAGUGGGGACACAUCAUUUAGAAAUCACUUAAAGUCACGGGUAGCUGUUAGUGUGUCUGUGUAUAUUUAUGUAAAUGAGCAAUACCAGAAUUUACCAAAACUCUGUUUUCACAUGUCUCUGUAUAGUGACCUACUGUAAAUCAAACCUCAGCAGUAAUAACAGUGUUAAAAAUCCACAGAAAUGAUACAGCUUAUAAGGUAAUGAACAAAUCAAUGUUUGUAUUUUAAAAUAUUGUAUUUAAAAGAUUAAAUUCUAUUUUUUACUCAAUUUGCUGAUGUUUAUUAAUAUUAUUUGGUUGUUUUUAUUUUCUGUGGGUUUUAGUAUAAUGAUCGUGGAUGUCUCUGUGUGCUGUUAUUUUUUUUUUGUUGCGUAAAGCUAAAUGGUUCUGCAGUAGUGACUUUCAGCAAUUUGUUCAUAUUGAAUCACUGUGAUUUAAAAGGCAAACACUAAAACACCACAGGAACUUAGGUACUUCAAGGUAUUGUCAGUGUCAUGUGUUUUUUUUUGUAAUAAAUUAACACACGUCAGAA
Tachysurus vachellii is the source of this 5557-nucleotide messenger RNA. RefSeq names its product estrogen-related receptor alpha (gene esrra). The transcript is spliced from 8 exons. The record is from RefSeq and is a predicted model, not a curated record. NCBI's taxonomy places the organism in Eukaryota, Metazoa, Chordata, Actinopteri, Siluriformes, Bagridae. Gene Ontology annotation, biological process: regulation of DNA-templated transcription. The coding region runs from base 633 to 1937 and encodes 434 amino acids. Gene Ontology annotation, cellular component: nucleus. Gene Ontology annotation, molecular function: steroid binding; nuclear steroid receptor activity; DNA-binding transcription factor activity.